GGACCCCGGACCCGCACGCGCUUGGUGCCCCCUCCCCGCCCGGCGGGCGCGCGCCGCCUCCCGCUCCGGCUCCAGCUGGCGGCGGCGGCGGCGGCGGUGGCGGCGGCCCGGAUUGUUUUUGUUGUCGCUGAGGCCGGAAGAGCCGUGAGAGAGCCGGGUCCCUGUCCCCGGCCCCGGCGCCGCCGCCGCCGCCCCCUGCCCAGCGCCCGCGUCUUCGCGGCGCCGCUUCAGCGCCAAGAUUCCGGAGAGCAAGCGUUACUCGGCGGCGGCGGCGGCGGGGCCCGGAGCGGGAGGCGCGGGGGACCGGGGCGAGGCGGCUCCUGCCGCCGCCAUGGAGGCGCUGGGACCCGGACCUCCAGCCAACCUUUUCCAGCCACCUCGGCGUCCUGGCCUUGGAACUGUUGGGAAACCAAUUCGACUGCUAGCCAAUCAUUUUCAGGUUCAGAUCCCUAAAAUAGAUGUGUAUCACUAUGAUGUGGAUAUUAAACCAGAAAAACGGCCUCGUAGAGUCAACAGGGAGGUGGUAGACACUAUGGUGCGGCACUUCAAGAUGCAAAUAUUUGGAGAUCGGCAGCCUGGCUACGAUGGCAAAAGAAACAUGUACACAGCACAUCCACUGCCAAUCGGACGGGAUAGGGUUGACAUGGAGGUGACCCUCCCGGGUGAGGGUAAAGACCAGACUUUCAAAGUGUCUGUGCAGUGGGUGUCAGUUGUGAGCCUUCAGCUGCUCUUAGAGGCUUUAGCUGGACACCUGAAUCAAGUCCCAGACGACUCAGUCCAAGCACUUGAUGUGAUUACAAGGCACCUCCCCUCUAUGAGGUACACUCCAGUCGGCCGGUCUUUUUUCUCACCUCCUGAAGGUUAUUACCACCCUCUGGGAGGGGGCAGAGAGGUCUGGUUUGGCUUUCAUCAGUCUGUGAGACCUGCCAUGUGGAAUAUGAUGCUCAACAUUGAUGUAUCUGCAACUGCUUUCUACCGAGCUCAACCUAUCAUUGAGUUCAUGUGUGAGGUUUUAGACAUUCAGAACAUCAAUGAACAGACAAAACCUCUAACGGACUCCCAGCGUGUCAAGUUUACCAAAGAAAUUAGGGGUCUUAAGGUUGAGGUGACUCACUGUGGACAGAUGAAACGGAAAUACCGAGUUUGUAACGUGACGAGACGACCAGCCAGUCAUCAGACCUUUCCUUUGCAGCUAGAAAAUGGUCAAGCUAUGGAAUGUACAGUGGCUCAGUAUUUUAAGCAGAAGUAUAACCUGCAGCUGAAAUACCCCCAUCUUCCCUGCCUUCAAGUGGGACAAGAGCAAAAGCAUACCUACCUGCCACUUGAGGUCUGUAAUAUAGUGGCAGGACAGAGAUGUAUAAAGAAGCUCACAGACAAUCAGACAUCCACCAUGAUCAAAGCCACAGCACGCUCUGCUCCUGACAGACAGGAGGAAAUCAGCAGACUGGUGAAGAGCAACAGCAUGGUGGGUGGACCUGACCCAUACCUGAAGGAAUUCGGGAUUGUUGUUCACAAUGAGAUGACCGAGCUCACAGGCAGGGUGCUUCCGGCCCCAAUGCUGCAGUACGGAGGCCGGAAUAAAACAGUAGCCACACCCAGCCAGGGUGUCUGGGACAUGCGAGGAAAACAGUUUUAUGCUGGCAUUGAAAUUAAAGUAUGGGCAGUGGCUUGUUUUGCGCCUCAGAAACAAUGUAGGGAAGAUUUGCUAAAGAGCUUCACUGACCAACUUCGUAAGAUCUCCAAGGAUGCAGGGAUGCCUAUCCAGGGUCAGCCAUGUUUCUGCAAGUAUGCGCAAGGUGCAGACAGUGUGGAGCCCAUGUUUAAACAUCUGAAAAUGACAUAUGUGGGCCUGCAACUAAUCGUGGUGAUUUUGCCUGGGAAGACACCAGUAUAUGCGGAGGUGAAGCGUGUUGGAGAUACACUUCUAGGUAUGGCCACGCAGUGUGUGCAGGUCAAAAAUGUUGUGAAGACCUCGCCCCAAACCCUUUCCAACCUUUGCCUGAAGAUAAACGCCAAGCUUGGAGGAAUUAACAAUGUACUAGUGCCUCAUCAAAGGCCUUCAGUGUUCCAGCAGCCUGUCAUCUUCCUGGGAGCAGAUGUCACUCACCCGCCUGCUGGGGAUGGAAAGAAGCCGUCCAUUGCAGCCGUGGUGGGCAGCAUGGAUGGCCACCCCAGCCGGUACUGUGCCACAGUCCGGGUGCAGACAUCUCGACAGGAGAUUGCCCAGGAGCUCCUCUACAGUCAGGAGGUUGUGCAGGACCUGACGAGCAUGGCUCGGGAGCUGCUCAUUCAGUUCUAUAAGUCCACGCGCUUCAAGCCCACACGCAUCAUCUACUACCGCGGAGGGGUGUCCGAGGGACAGAUGAAACAGGUAGCAUGGCCGGAGCUAAUAGCAAUUCGAAAGGCAUGUAUAAGCUUGGAAGAAGACUAUCGGCCAGGAAUAACCUACAUUGUGGUACAAAAGAGGCAUCACACACGACUCUUCUGUGCAGAUAAAAUGGAAAGGGUGGGGAAAAGUGGCAAUGUCCCAGCAGGCACUACGGUGGAUAGCACCAUCACACAUCCAUCUGAGUUUGACUUUUACCUCUGUAGUCAUGCAGGAAUUCAGGGAACCAGUCGUCCUUCUCAUUACCAGGUCUUGUGGGAUGACAACUGCUUCACUGCAGAUGAACUGCAGCUACUGACUUACCAGCUCUGUCACACUUACGUGAGGUGCACACGCUCCGUCUCCAUUCCUGCCCCUGCAUAUUAUGCCCGGCUUGUAGCAUUCAGGGCAAGGUAUCAUUUGGUGGAUAAAGAUCAUGACAGUGCGGAAGGCAGUCACGUGUCGGGACAGAGCAACGGCCGGGAUCCUCAGGCCUUGGCUAAGGCUGUGCAGAUCCACCACGAUACCCAGCACACCAUGUAUUUUGCCUGAGAGUCUUAGAAAAGAACUCAACCAAUUUGGCAUCCCACUCAUCCUCACAAUGUUUCAGAUUGCCUACUCCUCUCGUAGAGCCACAGUUGGUUCAGGUCCCUACCAGCAGCUCAGAACAGUUGCACUGAGUCUGGACUCUGCAGCCCUGUCUGAGGCAUUAACAAAAUUGAGCCAUUUUUUUUUUUUUUAAAGAAAUAGAUACUCAUAGAUUAUGUUUUCUGAUGCACUGGGCAGAAUUCUUACCUCGAUGUGCGAAGGUUGAUCAGCCUUGACUUUCUAAAGGACUUUCCAAGAAGGGUUUCUAUGGAAUAUUUUGCUAGCUGUGGUAUUCACCGCAUCUAGUCUUAUAAGAGGAGUAUUUCCUUUUUCCUGUGUUUAUUGAAUGGAGUGCGUAACUGGGAGAGAGAAACCAAACAACCUGUAUCAUUUCCAUUAACUUUUCAAUUGGGUGGGUCCAUAGACUUCUUAAUGGAGAUUUCUGACUUUGCCACUAUAAAUGCCUUUAAGGAGCAUUAAUUUUUGAAAGUUUUACAGAACUCUGUUACCUUCACUGCUUUAUCUUACUGAUCUCUUCGGGCCUGCGCUGUGGAGUACAGGCUGCCCGGCAAUUGCACUAUAUCUGGCUGCAGAUCCAACAGGCAGUUCCCUUACUUGGCUGGCUUUUGUGACUCCAUGACAUAAGCAGAUGUAAUGCGUGUCAUGGGGACAGAUAACACUGCCAUGGUAAAAAGUACCCAUGUUCUCCAUAUUUGGAAAAAGAGAAUUAGCUUUUAGUAUUUUUCCAUGUCUUCAAAAGUGCCCGUUUUAUGCUGCUGUGUGGUGUGUUAGAUCUAAAUGAUCUUUAAACUUCUCUCAUAGAAAGUUAACUUUGGCAAUAAGCAUUUUUAAGGCCCCUGCCCUUUCUCCUCCUGAUGUAGUUUUCUAGAUGAGAUUUUAGUAUGAUUUUAUCAACCAUUUCUUAUAUAUCAUAACUAGGAUAUUCUGAAACCAGUUUAUAAAGACACAGAUUUCAAUGUCCUUUUAAGUAAUUGUUUUUUUUAAAAAAAAAAAAAAAACAAAACCUAUUUUAUAGUCAGUGUCCUUCACUUUAAAAAAAAAAAAAAGCUGGAACCAGGAUGCUUUCUGAUUGGUCAGGCUUUGCUGAUGUGUAAGGCACAUUGAGCAUUACUGCACUUGAAAAGAAAGUACCAGCCAGUAAAAAACUAGUUUCCCUGGGAGUCAAGGCUGUGCGCACAGCUGCCUUCAAGGCAGCUUGACAUGUGCUUGCUGGCUUUGCCUUUCUCUUUUUCAACUAAAACUCUGUAGAAGAAGUUGAUUUUUUUUUUUCUCUUUCUGUAAUAGGUUCUAGAUUCCCUCACAGGAAGACAAGAUUCCUUUUCUUGUCCAAACAAAGGGAACUGAUGUAAAGCAAGUAUCAGUUAGAACAUAGGGGAAAUGUAUUCUGUAUUUAGUGUAGAUAAUACUUUGUUAAGGACAAGCGUUACAUAGUCAAGGUAGUUCCACCCACGGUUUCCAGCCCACAUUUUACUCUAAACUGAAGGGCAAGGGGUAAAAGGUAAGAGGCUCUAUGUACAGCCACACUCCUCCUGGCUGGGGAGGGUGCUAGGGAGAGACUGAAGUCUCUGUAGAAACCAUUGGUGGGAAACACUGGAUCGGAUGGUAAAGGGCGUUUGCUUGAACUCAUUAGUUGGUCCAAGGUUCACAUCUGUUAAACGAGUGCUCUCAUAAUCCCAGCAAUAUAAAGCACAGUUUCCCUUCAGUUGUUUCAAUAAGUGUGUAGAUACGUUAAUGUUUACAUUUCCGUGUACUGUCUGUCGCUCAGCCGUGCCACCAGUGUUUGCUGAGACUGGCCUCCGAGAGAGUGUACAAUGCCUAUCUAAUCCUAUAGCACAUGAGGAUGGGUGCAGACAUCCUUAAUAUCUGCAGACAGUGGGGAAAAGCAAGUCCUGUGGCUGAAGCACAACACAGGAGUGAAGAGACAGCAGAUGUCCGUUCCCUAAGAUUUUCCUUUUUUGCAAAUACCUCACUUGGAUAAUACAAAUCAGGACAUGUUGACAAAUGGCUGACUGCCGCUUUUAUUCACACCUGUUCAGGGAAAGCACAGAAAAUACUCUGCAGCACAGCCACUCUGGACCCAAAAGGAGGGGGAGAAAAGGAAGUUUUUUUAGGAAAAGGAAAACUUGCCUGGAGUCUGUGAUGUGAAGAACCCUUGGUGGCUGGUGGCUAGCCAGAGGCACCAUACCUGCACUGGAGUGCCUAGGGCUUGCUUGUUGACAGUGCACAGUUUAAGAAACUCUUGCCAUCUUCCAACACAAUGGAACAGUGAGCAAGCAGUGCACCCAGAAGCCCCAUCCACGUUCCUGCAAUUGGGUUCUAGGUUUGCCCAUGAACAAUAUUUCUGAAACUGUCAGUCUUAGUCUGCUGGGGUGAAUCAGUGUGGGGCUGGAGGGAAAGCCAAGAGACCGACUUUUGCAGGAAAAUGGUACCAAUAAGCAUGUGAUGCUGUUGUUCUGCACAAAUGGAAAAAAAUAUGGAAGAGUUAGGAUUACUGGGGGAAAACAUGCUGAGGGGUGAACAGUCAGGAGGUGAUCACUGCAGAAUCAGAACUGCAGUAAUACCAUCGAAAGCAAAUCUGAAUGCAUAGUUUUAAUUUAACUAGGGUUGGCAAUUCAAAUAGGUACCCCACCCCCUCAAAAAACUGACUGACUUGUUAUGCAUGUGUCAAUCAUUGGGAGGUGUGCAUUCUCUAGAAGUAGUGUUAGGCUGUUUGGUUCUUUUAAAUGCAGCCUAUUUAGGUUCUGUCAUGUAGUGUGGAAGGUUUUGGUGUAGCAACUCUAAAGAAUGACAGUUUGGGGCUAAGGAGCAUAGGACAUUAAGAAUGGGAAAGACCCAAGUGUUGAACCAAUUAUGUUUUGUUGUUCUUAGUUGUUGAAUUCUGAGCUGAUGCAGCCAGUGUUCUGGGCAGGCGAACCACAUUCGUUCUUACUGUAUGUUCUAUAUGCUGCUUCCAAAGAUGAUGACUUACAAGCAGGCAUGUUCUAAGUGGUGUGUACCUUAGGAUCUGGGGUCCAGCCCGUAUCCUAGAUCAAAGCCUACCCACCUGGCUCAGCUACCUAGUCCUUCCCAUGGGAAAAGGCAAUGCACUGCUCUAACCAGGCUCACCCUCUCUACACCACCAUGGUUACCGUCCAUGGAUAUGCUCUUAAGAUUGUCUUGCUCAGUAGCAAGGUGGCUGCUCUGCUUUCACUUUAAGAAAGCAGAGGUUGAGUGCAUCAUACUAAUAACUGCUUCAACUCCAAGAAUUAAAGGAAAGAUCUUUAUUGCUGAACCAUUUUCUUGUUCCUUCCUACCGACAUAUUCAUAUUCUUUCUGUGUGUACUGGCUGAAAUGUUUGUGUUUGUUUAUCUGACUAAUGGUAUGGUUUCUGUAUGGUUAGACUUGUAAUGUUUUAAAAUGUAUAUUAUUAUUUUGGACUGGAUGUUUGUCUCCAGCGAUAUGAGGUACUUUCUAAGCUAUUAAGGAAGGGUUGUACCCCCAUGUGAGAUAAGAUAACAGUUGUUUAAAAUUUGCAGAGGUUUUUGUUAUUGUUAUUGGUUUUGGUUUUUCAGGUUUUUUGGCCUGCAGGGAUAUUUUGUGUUCAUGUGUCCAAAAAGUGGAAAGGGGAAUAAACUGGCAUUCUUGUGCUAACAGUUGUUUUUCUCAUCAGUUGUGUAAUAAAUAUGGAAUACACUGUAAUGG
Mastomys coucha (southern multimammate mouse) is the source of this 6655-nucleotide messenger RNA. RefSeq names its product protein argonaute-4. The transcript has 17 exons. NCBI's taxonomy places the organism in Eukaryota, Metazoa, Chordata, Mammalia, Rodentia, Muridae. The coding region runs from base 332 to 2917 and encodes 861 amino acids. The record is from RefSeq and is a predicted model, not a curated record. Gene Ontology annotation, molecular function: RNA binding; protein binding.